UUCUUUUUGUCCCGACAUACGUUGACGUCACCGCCGCCGAUUAAAUGUCUUGUAUCUACAUAGAUGUUACAAACAAUCGGAAUAAGUUGAAACAUGCCGAAAUGAAGGAUCCCGUGAGAAAAUUCGUCGGUGACGGAACAAAGUGAAAGUGCGCGUUCAUAGAAGAUGUUUAUGCAUAAUUAAUCGAUACAUUGAUAUAGAAAUCAAAGUGCCAGAGAGAUGGCCUUGCGUCAACUCUUGGAGGAAGAGAAUAAACGUAAAGCAGAUCCUACGGAUACCCACGGGCGAUCGAUUAUCGUUCUCGGCAGCAGAGGGGUUGGGAAGUCCACGAUGAUCUGUCGAUUCCUGGAAAAAGACGAGCCUUCGAAGCCGACGAUCGCGAUGGAUUACUCCUUCGGACGAAAAACCGGACGAAGCUUGAUAAAAGACGUGGUUCACGUGUGGGAGAUCGGCCACUUGUCGUCGUCCUUGGUCGCAGCUGCCAUGACAGGAUCCGCUCUCGUGCAUUCGCCGCAUCACGUGACUCUGUUGGUGAUGCUGGACCUCGGAAAACCGGAAAUCCUUUGGUCUACCUUAGAGGAAUGUCUUAUGGUGAUCCGUAGUGCCGUGAAGAUGAGCUACGAUGCCUCGACGAUCGACAGCCUAAGAGAAAGGAUGCGUGGCGGCGAAAGGGGACUGGAAUUCGACAAAACUCUUGACCCUUUGCCGAUCCGAACCUGUAUUCUGGGCGGAAGGUACGACGUCUUUAAGGAUUACGACGAGGAUAAGAAACGGCUGGUAGGACGGACUCUCCGAGGGGUAGCACAUUCGUUAGGUGCUGGUCUUCGGUAUCACUCCUCCAAGGACACCGUUUUAAUCAGAAAGACAAAGGAUCUCUUAUCUCAUUACGGAUUUGGAUCUCAGCGACCAAAAGCAGGGUGCACGGAUUACGACAAGCCUUUGGCGGUACCGCCGGGAACAGAUAGUUUCUCGUCCAUCGACCCGACGUUAACCGGCGGAACGGGCUCGGCGAUUCUGGAUUCGAUGAAGCAAACGUACGUGGCUCACAUCCCUCAGGAUUCAAAGGGCAGCUAUGGGGUAAAGCCGGAGGACCCAUCAAACGACCCCAAUUUUCAGGAACCGACCGUCGACAGACUCAAAAGUCAGAGAGAAGAGGAAAUCAGUGUUUUACUUCGGGACAUGUUGGAAGGCCGAGUUUCAAAGAUCGCUAUCCCGGGUCCACUCUAGAGAGGAGCACCACCGUAGAGGAAACACUUCCCUCGGUCGAUCCAAUUCCUCGAGACGAUAUAAAUGCAUCGUUUUUC
Messenger RNA from Orussus abietinus, 1304 nucleotides. RefSeq names its product cytoplasmic dynein 2 light intermediate chain 1. The transcript is spliced from 6 exons. Gene Ontology annotation, cellular component: ciliary basal body; axoneme; cytoplasmic dynein complex. Gene Ontology annotation, molecular function: dynein heavy chain binding. Gene Ontology annotation, biological process: intraciliary retrograde transport; intraciliary transport involved in cilium assembly. Bases 220 to 1227 code for a protein of 335 amino acids. Lineage: Eukaryota; Metazoa; Arthropoda; Insecta; Hymenoptera; Orussidae. The record is from RefSeq and is a predicted model, not a curated record.